AUGGCAUCUGUUAUUGUUGUUGAUACUGAGUUGAAGGAUUCCAUUAAGGAAUAUGCUCAAAUCAUUGAUGCUGUCAAUGGAAACACCGAGUUUUCUGGAUCAGUAGUAUCCGAUUUAGGAGAUGGUGAUGCCGAAAUCGAACAUAAAUCAGAAUUAAUCACCAAGAUCACUCAAGUUUCAACUAGUUCUACUUUAACCAAGUUAAGUGAUAGAGAAUUUGAACCUGCCUUUUACCUUUUAAUUCAUAUUUUACUGGAACUUUCAGAAAAAUCAAGUGCUGAACUUUUAGAUGAUGAAAAUUCUUAUGUUAUAAAAUUAUUAUUGGAAUCCAAUCCUGAAAAACAAGCAUUAGUAAGAGAUAGAAAGACAGUUAAAUCAACUAGUAUCUUAUCCAUCUUAACUAAUAUCUUCAAUUUAAUACCAGAAGUUUCCAAAACCAGAAUUUAUUUAAUCAAACAAAUUUUAAAUAUCGUUAAAUCAAGUAAUAUUAAAUUUUCCAUCAUUGAAAACAAUCUUGGUAACAAUUUAAUCAACUGGUUAACUAAAUCUCAAGCUAAUGAUACCGAAAUCAGAUCUAUCUUUUGGGAUUUCAUUCAAUUAGAUUCUGAAUUUUCAUUAAAAUCAUUAACCCUUAUUAAAUCAUUCACCCUCAAUUAUGAAUUACAAUCAAUUCAAGAAUUAUAUAACUUAAUUAACUUUGCAUUAUCUUCCAAAACCGUGGAUGUUUCAUUCUUAAUUACUAAUAAUGUUGCUCAAUCCUUACAAGCCCACGCUCAAGAUUCAUUAGUAGCAACUUUUACUAAAUACGUUCAAGGUGAUUUAGUUACCGUUCCAGAAUCAUUUUCAAACUUUAAAUUCAUUAAUCAAAAAUCAAGAAUUUUAUCAUUAGCUAAAUUUCUUAGUGAAAAAUCUCAAUCAAAUGAUCAUGAUUCAAUAAUCUUUAAAUAUGAUGAAAUACCAACUGAAUUAGCUGCCAAUUCUUAUGAGUUUGAAACUUUAUUGGUUAAUUCUAUAAGGGCCAAUGUUAUCGAAGGUAAAUUAAAUCAGUUAGAAUCUACAUUCUAUUUAAGUAGAGUUAAUAGAUUCAUAUUAGCUGGUGGUAACAAUCAUCAAGUUAAUGCUAAUAAUUGGAAUGAAGUCAAACAAGCUUUAUAUGAAUGGAAAAAUUCAUUAGCUAAUAUUAAUGAAAUUGUUAAAGCUACUAGAGAAAACAUUUUUAAUAAUGGAUCUGCUUGA
Molecule: messenger RNA, 1236 nt
Organism: Scheffersomyces coipomensis
Lineage: Eukaryota; Fungi; Ascomycota; Pichiomycetes; Serinales; Debaryomycetaceae
Exons: 1
Coding region: 1-1236 (411 amino acids)
Source: RefSeq, a predicted model, not a curated record